UCCAACGGUCAUCUCACUCUUCAUCCAACAACCGAGCAGGACCAUGAAGACUAUCGUAUUUAUCAACUUGGCCGUUUUGGCAGUUGGCUCUUUCGCAGCUCAGCUCACGUCGUAUCUUCCUCCAAGGGGCUCCUCGGGCUCUGGAGCCGGUUUCGUUUCGGCUCCUCAUUUUGGAAGCGGCGGUGGAAGCUUUUCUGGAGGCGCAGGCCAUUUUUCAGGAGGUUCCGGUGGCUUUUCCGGAGGAGCCGGCGGUUUCGGAGGUGCGGGUGCUGGUGGAUUCCGAGGUCCGUCCGGUCCCGUCAUCCCAAUCCUGUCAUACCAAAACAACCCCAACCAUGGAGAUGGAUCUUACUCUUAUAGCUACGAGACCGGCAACGGAAUCAAGGCCCAAGAGAGCGGCCAUCAAACCGGCCCCGAAUCCCAAGCAGCCCAAGGGUCUUAUACUUACACCGGCCCCGACGGACAGACGUACACCGUAACUUACACCGCGGACGAGAACGGUUUCCAGGCCCAAGGAGCUCAUCUUCCGACUCCUCCUCCGAUCCCAGAAGCAAUCCUUAAGUCCCUUCAGGCCCAAGGGAUCUCCGGAUACCCGGGAGUCGGCGGAUUCCCAGCCCCUGGCGGAUUCCCAGGCUCUAGGCCUUCACCGUCUUACUCCCAAUCAUCUGGAUACCAUUAUUAAUUUGCUUUUUAUUAUUUACCAACGAAAAUACGCUUUGCAAACUGCUCGGGACGUGCCAACGCUUGAGUGUGAUAUAGUAUGUAAAUAAGAGUCUUAUAAUUUUGUAUACGAGUUUUGCAUUAUUUAGUUUUCUUUGACAUAUGGAAUAAAGCAUUUAAAACACGUA
Messenger RNA from Cimex lectularius (bed bug), 848 nucleotides. Its product is annotated as pupal cuticle protein 36-like. Gene Ontology annotation, cellular component: chitin-based extracellular matrix. Lineage: Eukaryota; Metazoa; Arthropoda; Insecta; Hemiptera; Cimicidae. Gene Ontology annotation, molecular function: structural constituent of chitin-based larval cuticle. The record is from RefSeq and is a predicted model, not a curated record. The transcript has 3 exons. The coding region runs from base 44 to 682 and encodes 212 amino acids.